Oppiella nova is the source of this 900-nucleotide messenger RNA. NCBI's taxonomy places the organism in Eukaryota, Metazoa, Arthropoda, Arachnida, Sarcoptiformes, Oppiidae. The record is from the annotation of a GenBank genome assembly.
AUGCUCGUGGUAAUUUUCAGCAUCAUCGCAAUAGCAAUCGAGUCGACUGGCCUAAUAGGCGCCUAUAUGGAAAGCUAUUGUCUAUGUAUGACAUACUGUGUUAUAUUGUGUUUUCUAUCCGUACUAUCGGUGGGAAAGGUGUUUGUGAACCCGCGAUAUAUCGGUUCACUUCUGUAUAACCUGUGUCUGUCAUAUCUGGCCUAUUCACUGGCCAUGGAUUGCGAGGAAAAUCGUAAGGAGGGUCAGGUGCGGAUCGUCCACUCAAAUGGUGUGAACAACCCAUUCACCCGUAUCGAUGAGCCCUCCACUCAAAAUUCAACCAAAAAUUUAACCUAUGCUUUGUGCAAGAAGUGGACCCUUUUUGCGGUAAAUGUGAUCCUGGUGCUACUCACCAUAGUGGCAGUCAGUGUAAUGCUGACCUAUGUAUUGGCCCAAAAGGACACCUCAAACACGGAUACCAUUUAUUAUAUCAAUGAUGACCACAAGCAACUAGGUCAAAUCGCGUACCCCUCGAUUCUGAUUAUCGGCGGCACUGUGGAGGUCGCGGUGCUGGCUAUGGGAGCGGUGGGCGCCUAUAGGGAGUCCUACUGCCUAUGCAUGGCUUACACUGUAAUACUGGCCAUUUUUGCGGUCUUAUCCCUGGACGAGGUGUUUGUGAACGUACGGUAUGUCGGGAUGUUGGUCAUAAACCUGGCCCUCGCAUACCUGGCCUUCUCGUUCGGCACCGAUUGCAGACUCAACGCCCGCACUACCAGUCCUACCAGUCCUACCGGUGCGGUCGGCGCUCACAACCCGUUCAUUGUGUUGGACGAGGAGUCCAAUGAAAAUCUCACCAAAAACUAUAAUAUGGUCUAAAAGUUUGAGUUUUUAAUUUGCGCUCAAACUCUGAUUUUUGCUUAA